GAAUUGUAAGAGAAUAAAUCAGAAGGAAUCCAGUAUCCAUUCACCUGGCUGGGUACAUGUUUAGAAGAAAAGAAAAAAAAAAAGAUCCCGAGAGGCAGGGAACAACCGAAAGAAGAAGCAGAGAAGAGUGGAAGAGGGAAAAGUCUGCAAGACAAUUUACAAAGAAUCUUUGCAAUCAUUUUUCUGUCUCGGUUUUUUUGCAGAAAGUAACAAAUCUUCCCCUGUCCUGAGACUGCAGAAAAAGGAAAAAAAUAAAUAAAAAAAAGCUCUUUAGAAAUACAGAAGGAGCCUCAGAACUGUUUGGAUAGGAGCGAGCAGUUCACGUUUUGCUGGAAUCCAAAAAAAAGCAACACAAGGGAAAUUGAAACUUUUGGAUUAUGCGUUUACAGCAAAGGUUUCGAAGAUGAGGGGGUUCGCUGCCCUGUUUGUGACGUUGAAUUAUUUGGUUUUAUUUCAUGAAAGCUCGGCCCAGCAACAAGCAAGGUGUGAAAAUAUCUAUGAUUCGGAUAUUGUUUUCAUCGUCGAUGGAUCCUCCAGCAUUGGGAGGUCCAAUUUCCGUAUGGUCAAGUCCUUUAUGGAAGGGCUGGUCCUCCCUUUUGUAAAUGUGGUUGGCGAGGAGGGUGUGCGCUUUGGAGUCGUCCAAUACAGUGAUGACCCCAGAACAGAAUUUGUGUUUUCUAAGCACCGGAAUGGGACAGAAGUAAUUCAGGCCAUCAGAAAUUUAAGCUACAAGGGAGGGAACACUCGGACCGGCACCGGUCUAAGAUACGUGACCGAUAACUUUUUUGGACCUACCAUUAUACGCCCUGAUGUCCCCAAGGUAGCUAUUUUGAUUACAGAUGGGAAAUCGCAAGAUGAAGUCGACCAAGCUUCUCAAAGACUUAAAGCUCAAGGAGUCAAACUAUUUGCCGUGGGUAUAAAGAAUGCGGAUAGUAGAGAGCUGACUCGGGUGGCAUCCACACCAACAGAAGACUUCUUCUUCUACGUCAAUGACUUCAAAAUCCUUGGAACGCUUCUUUCUCUGGUGUCUCGAAAAAUUUGUGUCAGCACCGGUGGGGUCUACGUAGAUGAUUCUGUUACUUACACAGGACCAUCCAACCUGGUCAUCUCUGAUCAGACCUCAGAAUCUAUGAGAAUACGGUGGACGGCAGCAACUGGUCCGGUUACCGGUUAUAGCGUUCUGUAUGUUCCUCUAACGGGAUUAGGACAACCAAUCCAAUCAGAACAGAGAGAGAUCACCCUAACUGCUGGUCAGACUGAGGGAUUAUUACAGGGUCUGAGAGCCUCGACGGAAUACUCCGUCACUGUCACAGCUCUGUAUCCCAACAGCAUUGGGGAAUCGGUGUCCGGCAGGGAGAGAACCUUGAGUUCAGUUGGUAUAUCCAACUUUCGUGUGUCCGAGGCCGGCCCUACGUUUUUGAGACUGGUAUGGUCCACCACUGGAACAGAAUCACCGCGGGGCUACAGGCUCACAUAUUCAACUAGAGGUGACGGGAGGACAGCGGAGAAGAUAUUGAGUGGGAACGCAGUAUCAGAAACACUCAGCGACCUGAGUCCGAACACUGAAUAUAUCCUAGUCCUUUACCCUCAGUACCAGCGCCAGACUGGAACCCCUGUUACCAUUACAGGGCGAACCCAGCUUAUGCAGGCCAUUUCUGAGCUGAUCCUGCAGGACGUCACAUCACAGAGCAUGACAGCUACGUGGCGAGGGGUUAGUGGGGCCACCGGCUAUCGUAUCUCCUGGGUAUCCCAAUCAGGUGACGACGCAAAGGACUUUGAUGUUGGUGCCGAUGUAAACUCUUACUUUAUUCAAAACCUCCUGCCCAGCACCGAAUACACCGUGUCUGUCAGCCCACUGUACGGAGCCGAGGAAGGAUCUGCUGCUUCGAAGCGGGUGAAGACAGAAUCGGGAAUAGUUCAGGUACUGAGAACCUUUGCAGACAGUCCAACAUCAAUCCAAGUGACCUGGAACCUGAUUCCAGAUGCCACGGGUUAUAGGCUGGAGUGGAGACGAGCCAGAGGUGGUCCGAAAGCUCCUCAAACUGUAAACUUACCCACCAGUACCAACAGGUACGAAAUCAGAGGCUUACGACCAGGAACUGAGUAUCGCAUCACGCUUUUCACCUUAUACAAUGGCAGAGAGGUGGCCACACCGGCCACCACAUCUGAAACAGACGCCUCGGUUGGCACAAUCACCAAUCUGCGGGUUGUGGAGGCUUCCGGAACCAGAGUUCGUUUGGCUUGGACACGAGCACCAGGUGCCACAGAAUACAGGAUUGUGAUCCGUAGCGCCGAUGGAUCUUUUGAGAGGACAAGACGGGUGUCAGGAAGCCAGGACACAUUUGAGAUCGAUGGUCUUGAAGAAGACAUUACCUACAUUGUCAGCAUAUCAGCUUUAGCUGGCAGACUCGAAGGCUCAGCCGUCCCCAUCAGUGUCCGGAUCGAACCAGUGGCCAUUGGUCCCAUCACCAACCUGCGUGUGUUGGAUAUACGGAGAGGACGUAUUCGUCUGUCUUGGAAUGGAGUUCCAGGAGUCACCGAGUACAGAAUCAUCAGCAGGAACACAGAAGACAAUACAGAGGAUGUCAGGGUGAUUCCCGGGGAUCAGACGCUCUUCGAGCUGGUCAAUAUCCAAGAAGGUGUCACGUAUGUAGUAAGGGUGAUUCCCGUGGUCGGUACAAGAGAAGGAAUUCCAGGGAUUAUCAACGUUAAGACCGAGACUACAGUGGUGCCGGUAGUUGCAAACCUUCGAGUGGUGGAGUCAGGAAUAAAUAGCGUGCGGAUCACGUGGACUGGAGUGGCCAGAGCAACAGGGUACAAGGUCACUUGGAGGCAGAGUGAUGGCCGUCAGUUUAGCCAAACGCUUCCACCCGACGCUACGUCCUUUGACAUAAAAGGUUUGCAGGGAAAUUCAGUUUAUGUCAUCGGCGUUUCUGCUCUGAUCGGAGCGGCAGAAAGCAACGCUGUGACUGUAACGGCACGGACAGAUGAUGACUCCGUGGAUUCUGUCACCAACCUGAGGGCUGUGGAUGUCGGAGAAAACGCAGUCAGGAUAGCAUGGGAUGCUGUUCCAAGGGCCACUAGUUAUAGGAUCACCUGGAGACGUAGCGACGGUGUUGAGAUCUCGCGAUUGGUGACGAGGGACACUUCGGUCGAUAUUUCAGACCUGGUGACCGGAACGAACUACGUCAUCCAAGUCACUACCCUCGUGGACAACAGAGAGAGUACCCCAUCAUCUGUCACUGUCCGAACAGCUCAAGAAGUCGGACGGGUAACAAGCCUCCGGGUUGUGGAGGGCAGAAAUAAUGUCAUCCGAGUAACAUGGGUUGGAGUGCAAGGCGCCACAUCCUACAGGAUUUCCUGGAGCCCAGUGGAUGGAGGUCCAGAGCAGACCCGGGAGGUCCCGGGAAACACCAAUUCCUUUGAACUCGUGAACCUGGAAUCAGGAUUACGGUACACGGUAAAAGUCACGGCACUGAUAGGAAAUCGCCAGGGAGAACCCGUCAGCACCAGCGUCAAAACACCGGAUGAACCGACUAUCUCUGCUGUAAGCAACCUGCGCGUGACGGAUAUUUCGGAACAGCGCAUACGGCUCAGCUGGAGUUCUGCGGCUGGGGCCAGCGGAUACCGCAUCUACUGGAGACGGGCCGACGGUGGCCCGGAAACCGUUCGUCUGGCUAGUGGAGAUGCGAGAUAUUUUGAUAUCGAUGACCUGCAGGCCGGCGGGCGUUACGAAUUCCGUGUGGCGGCCUUGUUCGGAAACCGUGAAAGUGACAUCACCACAAUCAUUGCUAACACAGCAUGUGGGACUGGACGGACAGACAUUGUCUUCUUAGUCCACGCAACAAGGGAUAACGCAUACAAUGAAGAGCCUGUGAAAAAAUUUCUUUCCGAGGUGGUCACUUCAGUAGGACAGCUUGGACCAGAUGCUACGCAGGUGGGUGUAGAGGCUUACAGCUUCCGUGCACGACCGUGGAUCCUCCUGAAUCGAUCCAGCGAACUCAACACGGUCCUGCAACAGAUUCAGAGUAUCCCUUUCCAAGAACCCAGCGGAACCAAUAUUGGUGCUGCCAUAGACUUUGCAAAGAAUUACAUGUUUGCACCAAGUUAUGGAAGGAGAAGAAAUGUCCCGGGGGUAUUGGUACUGUUGGCCGAUGGAGCUUCAGGAGAUGACGUGUUGGAGGCAGCAAAAUCUAUCAAAGACACAGGUAUUCGAGUGCUAGCGGUAGGAAUGAACGGCGCCGACCAAGAGCAGUUACGUCGAAUUGUCUCCGGCCAGAGUCCUAAAAAUGUCUUCUUCACCGGGGAUGUUCAGAACCUGGACACCAUUGUAGAUCGGGUGUCUGAGGCUAUUUGCACCGUGACAUCCGUGGAAGAACCUUGCACAGUUCAAUGCCCACAGGGCGAAAAGGGCCAAAAAGGAGAAGGGGGAAGCACCGGACGUCCUGGCCAAGCAGGUCCACAGGGAGAACCGGGUCGUAAUGGUGUCCCAGGUCCUCCUGGUCCUGUUGGACCCCGUGGUCCCCCUGGGGAAAGUGUUCCUUCAGGAGGACCGAAAGGGGACACCGGAGACCCAGGAACUGAUGGUAUCCCAGGAAGUCCUGGCCGCCCCGGGACCCCCGGAACGCCAGGCACCCUGGGAAAUAAAGGAUCGUCUGGAGAUAAGGGAGACACUGGUGAAAGAGGUCCUCCAGGGCCUGUUGGUCCAAAAGGAGAAAGAGGACUUCCGGGUGAACCUGGUGAAGUAAUAGAUGGCGGAGCAGGAGUCCCCGGGAGAAAAGGAGAACCAGGAAUUCCAGGAAUUCCCGGCCAACCCGGAUCACCAGGACAGAGGGGAAUCCCUGGGAAUCCAGGUCCAACAGGACCAGAAGGACAAACCGGACUCCCAGGUGUUCCAGGGCAGACUGUAAAGGGGGACAAAGGAGAUCGCGGUGAGAGAGGUCCUCCAGGUCAAGUUGAUGGCGUGGCUUCCAAAGGAGAACCAGGGAGUCCAGGGCCUCCUGGGGCCAAUGGCUUGCCUGGCUUAAGAGGACCCCCAGGUCUUGCAGGGCAAAAAGGAGAUAAGGGCGACGUAGGAGAAGGACUGCCAGGUGUCGCAGGGCGGCCAGGAGAUCCAGGUGAUCGAGGACCCAGAGGGCCACCCGGUGAACAAGGCUCCAAAGGUGACCGAGGACCUCCUGGGUUGGACGGUGAUCCCGGGGAGAAGGGGGACCGUGGCCCUCCAGGCUUCCAAGGGCUCAAGGGAAACCCAGGACAAAAUGGUGGCCCAGGUACACCAGGGGUCGCGGGACCUCCGGGAGCAUCGGGACCAAGAGGAGACAAGGGUGACCAGGGUGCUCCCGGUGAGCCGGGGAAACCCACGUUGGGGCUCCCCGGAACCAGAGGUGACAAGGGUGACAGAGGUUUCCCCGGCACAGAAGGAGCCAAGGGGCAAAGAGGUGAUCCCGGGGAGAAAGGAGAGCGAGGAUCACCAGGUUUUGGCGUCCCUGGUCCAGCUGGAGCCAAAGGAGAACCAGGAGAGAGAGGGAAUAUUGGCCCGUCUGGCAAGACAGGACAAAAGGGAGAUGCAGGUGAACCAGGGCAGAACGGGGAGCCUGGGAGAACUGGUCCACCAGGACAAAUAGGUCUUCGUGGCAAGGAUGGAGAGCGAGGAGAUAAAGGAGAAGAUGGCCUACCGGGAGAAGCAGGAAUUGCAGGAAAAAAUGGAGAAAGAGGACCCAGGGGUCUCCCAGGAUUAAGAGGCAUUGCAGGAGACAAAGGGGACCCCGGAGAUCCUGGAGAAGCUGGAAGGAAUGGGAGUCCAGGAACCGCAGGGGCUAAAGGUGACCGAGGUGAUCCCGGACCACAAGGUCCACCAGGUCCUGCAGGGAAACCAGGAUCUGUAGAGUCUGUUGUUGCCGGUAUGAAGGGGGACAAGGGUGAUGCUGGAGACCCUGGAGAGCAUGGAAGUAAAGGAGCAAAGGGAGAAGCAGGUCUAAAUGGUGUUCCUGGGGAUCGGGGUUUGGAAGGACCAAGAGGGCCACCGGGGAUUCGGGGAGAGCCUGGGGAUCGUGGUGCGCCAGGUGAAAAGGGAGACCGUGGCCCACCCGGCAUUGACGGAAGAAAUGGAUUAGAUGGCAAACCAGGACAGCCGGGUGCCCCAGGAGUGAGAGGAGAUUCCGGAAAGCAAGGGGAACCAGGAAGGGAUGGUCUACCAGGACUACGCGGAGAGCAAGGUCCUCCUGGACUAGUUGGCCCUGCUGGACCACCAGGAGUGCCUGGCAAGCCUGGUGACGACGGGAAACCUGGACUUAAUGGUAAAAAUGGUGAAGAUGGAACUCCAGGAGAAGACGGGAGAAAGGGUGAUAAAGGUGACACGGGUUCUCCUGGCAGAGAUGGUCGAGAUGGUACCAAGGGAAUCCUAGGAGAUGUAGGUCCUAUUGGCCCUCCAGGGCCACCUGGUGUUCCUGGACUUCCAGGUCAAAUUGGUCCACCUGGGCAGGGAAUUCCUGGAGUCGCUGGACCUCCUGGGCUAAAGGGUGAUAGAGGGGAAGGUGGUCCCAAAGGUGACCAGGGAAGGCCUGGAGAAAUGGGACAGAAAGGAGAGCCUGGACCUGCAUCGAGCCUCGAUAAACUCUUUGGGAGUAAGCUUUCAGUGCUGAAAGAAAUCGUUGAUACGUAUGAUGAAGGCUCUGGACCCUUCUUUCCUUCUCCCGAAAAGAAAAUUAAAGGAGAACGCGGGGAACCAGGAGAGAAAGGGGCUCCAGGAAAGGACGGAGUCAUGGGAUUUCCUGGAGAGCGAGGGUUUAAGGGAGACAAAGGUGACCAAGGACCUCAAGGCCCACAGGGUCCAACGGGACGUGCAAUCGGAGAGCGGGGACCUGAAGGUCCAGCUGGACAACCCGGAGAGGGAGGAAAACCUGGUAUUCCUGGAGUACCCGGAAGAGCAGGAGAAAAAGGAGAGCCAGGGAAACCUGGGGAGAAGGGAGACAGAGCCGAAAAAGGAGAAAGAGGAGACCCAGGUGAAGAUGGUGCCCGGGGCCCAGUUGGACCACCAGGUCCUAAGGGUGAAGUUAUAGAAAUUAUCGCCACUGGACUGCCAGGAGAGAGAGGAUUAACAGGACAAAAGGGAGCCAAGGGAGAGUCGGGUGCAGAUGGAGAAAAGGGAUCCAAAGGAGAUAAGGGGGUAGAAGGUCCUAAAGGAGACAGGGGUGACCCUGGAGAGAAAGGCAGAGAUGGAAGUCCGGGUGCAACAGGAGAGAGGGGGUUAGCAGGACCAGAAGGCAAACCGGGAUUGCCAGGUUUCCCCGGAGUUCUCGGCAGACCGGGUAAUCCAGGAGAACAAGGAGCACAGGGUCCCCCUGGUCCUCAGGGUCUUCCAGGAAUAAAGGGUCACCCAGGAGACCCCGGCCCCAGUAUACGGGGACCACCUGGUCCUCAAGGGAUUGCUGGACCUCCUGGUCUUCCCGGACCCCCAGGGGUGGUGGGACCCCAAGGGCCCGCUGGUGUUGCUGGUCAAUCGGGUGAAUCGGGAAAACCUGGGAUUCCCGGAAGAGACGGCUUAUCAGGCAAAAACGGUGAACCAGGACUUCCAGGAAAAAUGGGUCUUCCUGGUGUACCCGGACCAUCCGGCACGAAAGGAGAUCAAGGGGAACCGGGCACCCCAGGAGAAUUUGUUGCUGGAACUCCUGGGAUGAAAGGAGAAAAGGGUGCUCCGGGCGACCAAGCAGGACAAAUACCAGGGGAACCUGGUGCAAAAGGAGACAGAGGGUUCCCUGGACCCAGAGGCGAGAAGGGAGAUCCGGGAAGAAAAGGCGACACAGGAGAUCCUGGUGAAGAUGGUACCAAAGGUUCUGCUGGUCCAAAAGGUGACAAAGGUGAUACAGGAAUAGGAUUACCAGGACCUCAAGGACAAAUUGGACCCCAGGGUUUAAAGGGAGAUGUUGGAUUACAAGGACCUUCCGGACCGCCAGGUCUUCAGGGCCUGGCAGGAACCCCUGGACAGCCUGGAGUACGAGGAGAAAUUGGACAACCAGGGCCGCCGGGUGCACCUGGGGAGAGGGGUCUGGCUGGCUUUCCCGGUAGAGAAGGGAAUUCGGGACCUCCUGGACCACCUGGAGCCACUGGUGGACCUGGACCAGUUGGACCACCAGGAAUUAAGGGCGAUAAGGGUGAAACAGGGAUUGGGCUUGUGGGCCUUAGAGGAGAAAGAGGAGACCCAGGUCCUAGGGGAGAAGAUGGGCGUCCGGGUCUAGAAGGCGACCGUGGACCUCCAGGACUUCCAGGAAACAGAGGAGAGCGAGGAGACAAGGGAGACUCAGGUCCCCAUGGAAUAAAAGGAGAUAAGGGCGACACACUGACCGUGGAGGGGCCACCAGGACCAAAGGGAAACAAGGGAGAGACGGGGGACAGAGGCGUUAAGGGUUCAGAAGGCGAAAAGGGUGAUAAAGGAGAUCAGGGUACCAACGGAGAAAAGGGGGUCAAAGGUGAACAAGGUGAUAAAGGAGCCACAGGCUUUGCUGGUGCUCGUGGUCCUGGAGGGCAAAAGGGGGAAAGUGGCCAACCCGGUGAACCUGGAGAGGCUGGUGUGCCAGGGAAGGAAGGGCUGCCCGGUGGACGAGGGGAGAAGGGAGAUCCGGGGUUCCCUGGACUGAGAGGACCAAAGGGAGAACGUGGCAUAAAAGGUCUUUGUGGGCAAGAUGGUGAGAAAGGAGACAAGGGAGAUGCGGGUAUGCCCGGUCGUCCUGGUCUUCAGGGGAGGAAGGGGGAUACUGGUGAGUCUGGAAUCCCAGGAAUACCAGGUCAGCCUGGAAAGGAGGGUCUUGUUGGAACCAAGGGUGACAGAGGCAUGGAAGGCUUACAAGGAGCUAAAGGAGAUCAAGGUGAAAAAGGAGAAAGGGGUACCGUUGGAGUAAUUGGUUUUCCUGGCCCUAGAGGAGUUGAUGGCCCUCCAGGACCUCCCGGCCUUCCAGGUCUUGUUGGCUCCAAGGGUCCUGAAGGUCUUCAGGGGCAGAAGGGGGAGAGGGGUCCUCCUGGGGAGUCAAUUGCUGGCCCACGGGGCGUCCCGGGAAUACCAGGAGAGCGAGGAGACCAGGGUAUGCUUGGUCCUGAUGGUACUAAAGGAGAAAAGGGGUCUCCGGGUAUGACGGAGGAGGAAAUCCGGGGCUAUGUGAAGCAAGAAAUGAGUCAGCAUUGCGCCUGUGGAGGUCAGUUGACAAUCCAUGUAGAUCCUGUGGGUAAUAUGUGUGCCUGUGUAUGAGAGAGCGAAAGGGGCGAGAAGGAGAGAGAGAGAA
Molecule: messenger RNA, 9272 nt
Organism: Spea bombifrons (plains spadefoot toad)
Lineage: Eukaryota; Metazoa; Chordata; Amphibia; Anura; Pelobatidae
Gene: COL7A1
Product: collagen type VII alpha 1 chain
Exons: 117
Coding region: 404-9238 (2944 amino acids)
Molecular function (GO): protein binding
Source: RefSeq, a predicted model, not a curated record